Drosophila arizonae is the source of this 685-nucleotide messenger RNA. RefSeq lists its product as uncharacterized. The record is from RefSeq and is a predicted model, not a curated record. NCBI's taxonomy places the organism in Eukaryota, Metazoa, Arthropoda, Insecta, Diptera, Drosophilidae.
GAGCAGGCGGUUAUAUAAUAGGGAAUGUGCUACUACUGCUGCUGCCGCCAGCAGUUUGUGGUCAUACUGGUCUGCCUGCUGUAUAUAUUGCUCGUGCUGAUCUUCUUCAUCAAUGUCUUUCUGGCUGAUCGUAAUAUGCACACGAAUCUAAUGCGGGCAGGCGGCAAUCCGAUGAUGGGUGGCGGCGGCGGCGGCGGUGGUGGUGCGGGCAUACAUCCGGGCAUGCAUCCCGGACACCACAAUCCAUACGACAUGCAUGGCUAUCAUCACUACAACAAUUAUCAUCCACAAGUGGAUCCGAAGCAGCAUCAACAGCAGCCAACACGAAAGACUCCCCAACAGCAGCAGGCGGAACAGGAUAUUUACUACUAUUUCAACCACGUAUUCAGGCGGCGCUGAGAUAUACCCACACACACACACACUCACCUACUCACGCCUAAUCCCACACAUACACACACACCCAUAUAAAAAUACAUAAUUUCAUAAAUAUAUAUAUAUAGAGAGAGUAUAUAUAGUCGACAGGCCAACAUGUAAAACAAAGGGAAAUGAGAACGAACAUAACACAGAAAAAACUGAAGAAAAACAAUUGUAAAAUUUAUAGCAUAAAAUUGAAUGUGAAAUUGAACCAUGAAAAACAAAAAACUAUAAGCCAUUUAUAAGAAUAAUAUCCAUAUACAAUAAAAAA